Molecule: messenger RNA, 2487 nt
Organism: Lodderomyces beijingensis
Lineage: Eukaryota; Fungi; Ascomycota; Pichiomycetes; Serinales; Debaryomycetaceae
Source: the annotation of a GenBank genome assembly
AUGAAGUUUGGCAAUAAUUUACAACAUUUGUCAAUACCCGAAUGGAAAAGCUACAAUAUCGACUACAAUGACUUGAAAUACAGGAUUAAGCAAAUAACAAAACAGGACUCGCGAGAUUUGGAUGAACUCCGGCUGGCGUUUAUCGAGAAUUUCGAAUUUAUCAAUUUGUUUAUUGCAACUAAACAUGGCGAAUUGACACGAAAAUUCAAAAACCUUGAAUAUGUGUUUAAUAGACUACGAGACGACGAAGACGAAAAUGGAAAUGCAAGUGGAAAUGAUGCUUGUUGCGAUGACAUGAAUUGCUUCCUCAUUGAAAUUGACGAAUUAUUCUUUCAAGCAAUCGAACUAUCCAUUGCCCUUAAAGAUUUGUCGAAAUUCAUCUUGAUUCAGAAAAUCGCCUUGAAAAAAAUCUUUAAAAAGUUUCUAAAAUACUAUAAACACAAGAAGCAAGGCUGCAAAUUCGUGUCCGAGCUAAAGAACCUCUUGUUUCAAGAUUCAAAAGCAUUCAUCAAUUUCGAUUUAACCAAAUUAACACUCCAAUUGACAAACUUCAUCAAUUUGGUCAAAUACGAGCGAAAUAUGCUCGAAAGUUUUUACACAAACACUUUACAUCGCAAAAACUCGUUAUUUAGUAUAGCCUCGACGACGAAUUCCUCCAAUGAUUAUCAAAAUUCCAUCUUGCCCAAAAAUAACAAUGAUAGCAGACAAUCAACAAAUAUCCAGCAAGUUCCUUCAACAAGUGAAUCGUAUUUCGAUUUGGUGAUCCUACUAAAGAAAAAUUUCAAGUGCGACUGCCUCAUACCGCUCGACCUAACCAAUGAUAUUCUCCUCAAUUUCAAUGUCUAUCUUGGCUUGAAAAACGUGGGGGACGACUUUAUGUCCGCUAUCUACCUCAAUCAAGAUUUGUUAAAAGAACCUGCCAUCAUCAUAUCAAGCAAUCUAAACGAUUUCUCGCUAAUCGUGGCUCCAAUUGGAGGUUUACGGAAAUAUUCAUAUUGCAUACUACCGAACCCCAUUGUAGAGAUUUUUCUCAACCAUUUGCAAAAGAGAAACCAAGAAGAGAUUAAAUUGCAAUUGUUUGAAUAUUUCCAAACAGCAACCGCGUUAACUAAAAAGACCAUUAAUUUCAUCUUGGCAAACGACUAUUUACCGAAAUCAAAAGUUUUUUUCAAAAGAUCAAGGUUCAAGAUUGAAGGAAAUGGCGACGAUGACGGUGAUGUUGUUGUUGCCGCCGAUCAGGAACUGGGAGGACUCGGAGUGGAAAAUCCAACAUCAGAGCAGGGCUUUUAUCUCAGUUUUGAAAGUGACAUAUCAACCACUGAUAAGCCCCAAUAUAUUAAUACAGUUGCAUUUCCACAAACCCGUGAUCAAAUGGACCCGUUCCCUCAUAACCACAUGGGUGUCUACUCCAACGAUUUAAACCUUUCUGAAUUUGAAAGCUCUUUGACGACAAAAGUCGAUUUGAAAACCGGGGUUGUAGAAAAUAAAUAUUCAUCGACUAUACUACGACGAUUACCCAAAAAGUUACAGACUAUCCUCAACCACAACUGUGUCUCGCUUUAUAAAGGCUUUGACUUCUACCAGUACCAGAUUUCUUGCUACUACAACAUUGUCCCCAACGGCGACUUUAUCAAUAACCAUUACACAAACUUGUUAAAUUUGAAUUUGCUAAAGAAGUUUGAAAAUGUUGAAUCUUCAUGCCAGCAGACCAACGAGGAAGACUCCAUUAUUAGACAAAAAUCAACAGAUAUCAUGAAGCACAAGGUGUCGAUCCAGUCGUUGCAACAGGCCCACGCGGAACACGACCAGCACAACUCGCGUGGCUCCAGCAUCUUUGAAGAGCCGCAUGAGCAGGAAACACUUAGCAUCUCGCCCGAUCCCCUUGACGAUCAUCACCAUAUGAACAAGCUCGUGUCGUCGGUGCUCAAUUUCAAAAACAGGCUAUUCCGCGGAACAGUGGAGGAAAAAACACCCAAGAUUAGUUAUGAAAAUCCAUUUUAUCAUGAAGAAGAUGAGUUGGAGUUGGACCCUUACACCAAGUUGAUCUCAGUCUACCAAAAUGAUAACUACAACACUUCGGGAUAUGACUCUAUCAACGAGGAGCCGAUUUCCUAUUUGCACAGAAACGACUAUCAAAUGAAGUACCAGAUGGACUAUGACUCGACGCUAUCCUACAUUUACUUUGCCAUGACCAUCAUCUCCUUGUUUCUCUCUGGCAUUCAAUUGGGCAUAAUAUAUUCCAUCUUCAACACUUCGUUAUCAGGCGGUUCAAACUCGCAGUUUUUGAUCAGAGACAAUUUGGGAAUCUUGAUUGUUUUGGUCCUUGCUAUGAUUGUCAGUUUACUAUUUAAUCUUAUUGCGAUUAAUUUGUUGUUUCACCGCUUUGAUGUGGCACCCAGUUUCCACUGUUCAAUCGUGUGGGGAGGAUUUUUGUUUACUUGUUUAGGAUGCCUCUGGAGCUGUGCUUUGUUAGUUGGCAAUUUCUAG